AUGGCAGCUAAUCUCGACCUCAUCACUUCUCCAACCAUUCCACCACAUCUCGUGGCCAAAGCUGAUCAAUCAACGACGUCUUCGGCCUUGACCCGUGCUCGUCUGAUCCCUGGCGAGCUUCGUGCGUCUCUCUCUGCCCAUGGACUCGAGGAGAUACUCUCAUUUUUCUCCACCAUUGUUGCGGCUCAUGUCCCUAUCAUCCUCUCAGCCUUGAGCGAGAUUGCCGUGGCUGACCUCACCUCCCUGCACAAGUCUCAAAAUUUCAAUUUUCGACUAUGUGACUACACCUCUGUCACAGCUGCUCCCCUGAGCGACAAUGGCUGCGGCGCCCACACAGACUACGGUACCUUCUCAAUUAUCUUCCAAGAUGGCCACGCGGGUCUCGAGGCAGAAGAUGAAGCCACUCCAGGACGGUGGAUUGCUCUACCCGGUGACGCCACGAUCGUGCUGUGCGGCUGGUGUGCUUUAAUCCUUAGCGGUGGGCGAGUCCGUGCGGCGAGACAUCGUGUACGUCAUAUGGCCGGUGUGCGCAGACUGUCAGCGGUGUUGUUUGUUGCCCCGGACGUGGAUGUGGUGCUGAAGCCGUUGAAGUCCGAUGAAGGGUCGAAGGCUUUUUCAGAAAAGAUAACUAGCGGUGACGUGAAUGUCGGAUGGUUCAAGGAAGUAAUGGGGAAGCGGUGGCGCUGGCGGGAGGGAAAUGAGAUGCUGGGCGACGGAGAAAGUAACGAGAUCGGCCAGGAUGAGGAUGUUGAAAGAUUGGUUGGGGGCUAG
Endocarpon pusillum Z07020 is the source of this 771-nucleotide messenger RNA. RefSeq lists its product as uncharacterized. The transcript is spliced from 2 exons. Bases 1 to 771 code for a protein of 256 amino acids. Gene Ontology annotation, molecular function: dioxygenase activity. The record is from RefSeq and is a predicted model, not a curated record. Lineage: Eukaryota; Fungi; Ascomycota; Eurotiomycetes; Verrucariales; Verrucariaceae.